AAAUAAAACCGCUCCCGGAUCCCCGCACACACUCAUUUAUCUGCCCCAAAUUACUGCGCAACAGUGUUAAUCUGGAGAAAAUAUCCGCACAAGUGCUGGGAGAAACAUCUGGAGAAUCAUCAUCUGAUCCGUCACUGUUUCCAUCAUCAGCUGGACUGCAGCUUUCACUCCAACGCUGUCUCUGUGUCUCAGAUGUGGAGCGAGUGCUUCCCAUGAAACAAGGAGAAAAGUGGAGGAUGAAGUGAAAGGAACAUCACUUGUGGGUGGAUGCUGGUGGAUGAACAUGUCGUGCUACGCGGAUCGCCGAUAACAUCAGACUCCGCCCCUUUCCUGUCUUCUCUUUUCUCCUCUCGUCUGCUACUACCAGAGGAAAAGAUGUGACCCAAGGCCUCCCUCGUUCCUGCACACUCCUUUAGUCUCCUCCCUCGCUCAAACUCUGUCCUUUGGAGACAUUAUUGUCCAGACAGUGAUGGAUGUACAACCCGACAGCCCAAAGCAUGUUAAAAAGUCCACAAGUCAAAAGCUGGAGGAUCAAAAAAAGAUUUACACUGACUGGGCAAAUCACUAUCUGAGUAAAGCAGGUUGUCCUCGACUGAUAAAGGAUCUAACACAAGACAUUCCUGAUGGAGUUCUGCUAGCACACAUCAUACAGAUCAUCGCAAAUGAAAAGGUAGAGGACAUUACAGACUGCCCCCGGAGUCAUUCUCAAAUGAUUGAGAAUGUGGAGUCUUGUUUAACAUUUCUGGAAGCCAGAGGAGUUGGUGUACAGGGCCUGAGCGCUGAAGAUGUGUGUAAAGGGAAUCUGAAGGUGAUCCUGGGUCUGUUCUUUGUUUUGUCACGUUAUAAGCAGCAGCAGCAGCAACAGCAGCAGUACCUCCAGUCUCUAGUGGAGCUUCAGCAGCACGUCACACACACACACUCACCUAAAACACAGCAGCGAGCUCCAGACAUGCAGUCCAGUGUGACAGUGAGAUACGCCACUCCACCUGCUCAGAGUGGAGUAGGACCUGUGCAGAAGAAAAACACAAGGUUGCCAGGUCCAUCCCGAUCCCCGGUGGUGGGUAACAAUAAAGCUCCGCCUUCAGCCAGUUUGAAUCGCAGGAGUCAGAGCUUCAACAGCAUCGACCGCAACAAACCACUGCAGUAUGCUAGUGGGAAUGACCGAGAUUCUGUGAAGUCCAUCCCCCUGAUUGGGGGGGUAAAUGGCAGCGUUGGUGGUCAGCAAUUAGCAUCGGCCAUUCCCUCCCCGACGCCGGGCCAAUCAUGGCGCAGCAAGUCCAUGAACAUGAAGCACAGUGCGACAUCCUCCAUGUUAGCCAGUAGCCCCACCUCCUCCCCUCCCCCUCCCACUUCAGACAGGUCACGCCCAUCACUCGCGGAUGGUUCUAAGUCAGUACCAGGGAACCAGCGCUCGAUGCUGGAAAAGUUCCGACUGGUCAACACACGGAUGGCUCUUCAGGAGGAGGACGACCUGUCGGAGUAUGGGGACGAGGGCGGGACCUGCCCCAAACCACAGGGCAAGAUGCCUACACUGUCCCCUUCACCCUCAAACAAGAGCACAGCUAAUGCUAACACCACUACCACUAUUGCUGCUAACAACAGUAAGAACGCUAUCAAAUCCUUGCCUCAGCCCAAAGAUGACAAGAGUAAUAAGAAAAGCAAAGCUAGCACGCCCCCUAAAGAGGAAGUGACCUCAGAUCCGGGUAAGAAGGCCUCCAAAAUUGCUAGCCUCAUCCCUAAAGGAGGUAAAACAACUGCAGCGAAGAAAGAGAGUGCACUUCCUGCUUCCAGUGGCAUUCCAAAACCCGGAGUGAAGACUCAAGUGGCUUCAACCAAACCUGCACCCGAAAAGAUGAAAAGCUCCAAAGGGGGUCAAGGGUACUACGCAGGGCGCCCUCUAGGAGGAGUGGAGGGCAAGAAGGGUAGCAUGGUGUCCUCCACUAGCACCUCCGCUCUAGCCGGGUCCAUGGUUACUUACUCUGGAAGUACAGGGAGCGGAGUUGUAGUGAGCAACGGGGCAGUGCAGUUACCACAGCAACAGCAACACAACCACCCCAACACAGCGAUGGUCCCACCUUUCAUGUACAGGACGUGUUCGGAGAAUGACUGCACAUCGGUGGUUGUUCCUGAUUCUUCUCUUAGUCCUACUAAAGAGCUCGCCUACAACAAAACAGCUAAACAGUGCCUAGAGGAGAUCUCAGGUGAAGACCCCGAGGCGAGACGCAUGCGGACGGUGAAGAACAUCGCUGAUCUGAGACAGAACCUGGAAGAGACCAUGUCUAGUUUACGGGGGACGCAGAUCACACACAGCACUUUAGAGACAACCUUUGACACUACAGUAACAACAGAAGUCAGUGGGCGUGGCUUGUCCACUCUUUCCGCUCGGCCCGCUCCCAUGUCAUGGCGUCUUGGCCAAGCACAAUCACAGAGCCCUCGACUCCAGGCAGGUGAUGCUCCGUCCCAUCCUGGCAGUUAUACUCCUCCUAGGUCUGUCUCUUCAGCUACCGGUCGCUAUGGCGAUUCAUCGCGCCUGGUCUACACAGCACCACUGAGGAGGGCAGCGACUACAGUGAGCAAAAGUGUGGAGCUUGGAGAAAAGGAGGCGGGGCUUGAGGUGGAAGUGGGUGGAUAUAUGAGUGAUGGGGACAUACUUGCUAAAAAUGUUCGAGCUGAUGACAUGAGCAGUGGUUACGUAACAGAUGGAGGUGUGUAUUCUCGUAAUGUGGGUCGUGUUCCUGACCUUCCAUCUGCACGAGAGCUCGUACAACGGGUUAAAGAGGGAGAGGCUGACAGUUAUGAUGACAGUAGUUCGGUCAGCAGUGGUCUGAGUGACUCUCUUGAUGUUGGAGGUGAUGAUGUUCACACACUGAAUUCAUCGCACAAGAGCAAGUCCAAGCAGCAGUGUAAUCAAAAUAGCAGUAGCUGGUGUGGAGCUGAAGAUUUGAAGAAGGUUGAUGAACAAAUUGAGAACAUCUUAGAUUCCUCCUCCUAUCAGAUGGAAGAGGCGGGGCAGACAGGCUCAUGGAGGCGGGGCAUGAGCGCCCAAACGGGUAUCACCUCACCCCGGAAUAAAAACAGCAACACAAACAUCAAAACACCAGGUAAAACAGAUGAUGCUAAAGCCUCAGAAAAAGUCAAGACUCCUUGUAAAUCUCCCAGCAUGCAACGCUCUCCAUCAGAUGUGGGCAAAACCAGUGGCGAUGAGGGUAAAAAGUCUGGCAUCAACCGUCCCCCACCCACCACUGGCUCCUUUGGAUUUAAAAAGAUCCCAGGUGCGACAGAGCUAGCAGCACCCAAGACUUUAUCGGCCAAAUCAGCUGGUAAAGUGGGUGGGACCACAUGUGUGGUGGGAGGGGCCAGGAAAACAAGCCUGGAUGGGUACCGGCACCAUGACGAUGGGGUCCUUCUGGGCCUUGGUGGGUCAAAAAUGCCCCUUCAGUAUCGCUCACUUCCACGGCCAGCUAAAUCCUACCGAUCCAUGGACUCGUCCUCGGUGAAAGGGGGCGGGGUCGUUGCUGGGGUUGUGGCCGGGGUCGUGGCGGGUGGUGGGGCUGGACCUGGACCUGGACCCGGUGUGGGAGCUGGAACUGGAUCAGUAAGCAGUGUUUCUAAAAGGAAGGAUGGAGGGAAGACGGAAUCAGGGAGGUCAAGUCCAGUCAGCAUCAAUCAGACGGAUAAAGAGAAGGUUUCAGUGUCAGAGCAGGAUGGGGCGGGACUCAGCACAUCACCCAAAUCCAGCCCAACCUCCAGCCAAUCAGGGCUCAGACAGCCUGGAUCAAAAUACCCCGACAUUGCCUCGCCCACGUUCCGCAGGUUAUUUGGCAGUAAAUGUAGUAACAGUAAGCCCAGCUCUCCUGACUCCUCUAAGUCGGCACCUUUCGCCUCGCCCCUCGACUCCCCGGGCAGUGGAGGCAACAGGACCCCAGACUCGCUCUCUAACGCCCGUCCUUUCCUCAGCAGCUCAUCUGCGGGCAGCAAAGAGACGCUGAGCAGCAUCCAUACUAGCUCACACACCAGCUUACACACCAGUUCACACACCAGCUUACACACCAGCUCUGAAUCCAUCGAGCUUCCUGCACCACAUCAUCAGCAUGCACCCCGGCUCAAAUCCACACUCUCCCAGGGCAUGACUCUUGACAGAAACACUCUACCCAAAAAAGGAUUAAGACAUCCUCCUUCCUCCAGACAGAUGUCUCAUGAAGAAGGUAAAGAAUGGCUUCGUUCCCAUUCCACUGGGGGGCUGCAGGACACAGGGAGUCCCCUCUCCCCCCCGACCGGGAAAUACCACUACAACAACCUGCUGAGCCCCACCGGUGCUAUGACUCGGUCUAACAGUAUUCCGGAUCAGGAGGCGUUUGAUCUCUAUGGAGACGGGCGAGUGUUGUGUGGCAGUAACACGUCAUUGGAGGAACGACCUCGAGCUAUCAGCCGCUCUGGAUCGUUCAGAGAUAGCACCGAUGAAGUUCAUGGGUCGUCUCUGUCCCUGGUGUCCAGCACGUCGUCUCUUUACUCCGCCGUGUACGCCUACAUGGAAAAGACCGAGGAGAAAGCUCAUUCUGAGCAAAUCAGAAAGCUGCGACGGGAGCUGGACGCUUCUCAUGAAAAGGUUGCGACCUUGACGUCUCAGCUAUCGGCCAAUGCUCACCUGGUUGCAGCGUUUGAGAAGAGUUUGACAAACAUGACAGGUCGCUUACAGAGUCUCACCAUGACAGCGGAGCAGAAGGAAUCGGAGUUGGCAGAGUUGAGAGAGACGAUUGAAGCUUUAAAGGCUCAAAACACAGAUGCACAAACUGCCAUACAGGUGGCUCUGAAUGGUCCAGAGCAUUUACACAAAGUUCGGCGUCAGCACUCUUCUGAAAGUGUGCAGAGCAUUAACAGUGCAGUGAGUCACACCAGCUUAAACAACAAAGACUCAGAUGACAAGAAAAAGAAGAAGAAGAGCUGGGGGAGGGACAGAGGACACAAGUUGCGCAGCUCCUUUAAGCAGGCAUUUGGGAAAAAGAAAAGCUCGAAGCUGCAGACGUCUCAUGAUGAGCUGGACGAAAUGACGGAUUCGUCUGUUCCAGAAUCUCCUAAACUGCAACACACACAUAUAGACGGCAGCACACAGGGUUUACACAUGUCCUCGUCCACCACUGAGCUGUGUGAGUGUACUGAGGCCGAGGCAGAGAUCAUCCUGCAGCUGAAGAAUGAGCUGAGGGAGAAAGAGCUGAAACUCACCGACAUCCGACUGGAGGCUCUGAGUUCAGCACAUCACCUGGACCAGAUCAGAGAGGCCAUGAACCGCAUGCAGAACGAGAUUGAAUUGCUGAAGGCGGAGAAUGACAGAUUAAAGUCCAGUGGAAACUCCACCCCUUCUGCUGUGUCCAAAACGCCCCGCCCUCCAUCAGAGACCUCAAGUACCUCCUCUUCAUCCUCCCGCCAAUCACUGGGCCUCUCUCUCAACAACCUCAACCUCACUGAGACCAUCAUGUCAGAUCUGUUGCUGGAUGACGGCUACGAAGGAAACUUGCGUAAAGAAGGACGAAGCGUACGAAUCGUCAUCACCAUCACCUGGGGCUCCAACAGGACCAAGGGUUUACAGAGUCUGGAGUAUCUCAUCGGCUCAAUCGGCAUCAGCGGAAAGACCAAGUGGGACGUGUUGGAUGGGGUGAUACGGCGACUGUUCAAGGAGUACGUGUUCCGUGUGGAUCCUUUAACGAGUCUGGGCCUGAAUUCGGACAGUAUCCUGAGUUACAGGAUGGGGGAAGUGGAGCGCUCGCAUGUUUCUGAGCUUCCUGAACUUCUGCCCUGUGGAUACCUGGUGGGAGAAAACAACAUCAUCAACAUUACACUCAAAGGUGUGAGAGAGAACAGUAUUGACGACCUGGUGUUCGAUACGUUAAUCCCCAAACCCAUCAUCCAGCGUUACCUCAAUCUGCUGAUGGAGCAUCGCAGGAUCAUCCUGUCCGGUCCGAGUGGCACGGGGAAGUCCUACCUCGCCAACAAACUGGCGCAUUACAUCAUCACCAAGAGCGGCCGUGAGGUGAACGAGUGCAGCCUCGCCUGCUUCAAUGUGGACCAGAAAUCCAGCAAGGAUCUGUGUCAGUACCUCUCGGCUCUUGCUGAACGCUGUAACUGUGAUGAAGGUGAGAGAGAGCGUCAGCUCCCCCUGGUGGUUCUGAUCGAUAAUCUGCACCACAUCGGAAACCUGAGCGACAUCUUUAACGGGUUCCUCAACUGCAAAUACCACAAAUGCCCUUAUGUGAUUGGGACAAUGAACCAGGGUGUCUCCUGUUCCCCAAAUCUGGAACUGCACCAUAAUUUCAGGUGGGUUUUGUGUGCGAAUCACACGGAACCGGUUCGGGGUUUUCUGGGUCGGUUUCUGCGCAGGAAGCUGAUCGAGAUGGAGAUCGAUAAAAACACACGGAGUAACGAACUCAUCAAGAUCAUCGACUGGAUCCCCAAAACAUGGCAACACAUCAACAGCUUCCUGGAGGCUCACAGCUCGUCUGACGUCACCGUCGGUCCCCGGUUGUUCCUGUCAUGUCCGAUGGAAGUCGACGGAUCUCGUGUUUGGUUUACAGAUCUGUGGAAUUUCUCACUUGUGCCCUAUUUACUGGAGGCAGUGAGAGAGGGGCUACAGCUCUAUGGUAAGAGAGCUGUGUGGGAGGAUCCCUCCAAGUGGGUGAUUGACAGCUCCCCAUGGAGCUCCGCCCCCCUGCAGCGUGACAGCCAAUCGCUGCUGCCACUGCGGCCAGAGGACGUGGGAUACGAUGCGUUCACUUCGUUUAAAGACGGAGCUUCACCGAAACAGUCACACAAACACACAGCACAGAGCGACAGCGAUGGAGACCCUCUGAUGAAUAUGCUAAUGAGGCUACAGGAAGCUGCUAACUACUCCAGUGCCACUCAGAGCUGUGACAGUGACAGCGCCAGUCACCAUGACGACGUUCUAGACUCCUCCCUUGAGUCUGCCCUUUAAGCCCCACCCCCCUGUGAGGAACCAGGAAGAGCUAGCUUUCUUCUGAUUGGACAGAGAAGCGGAAUGAGCACCAGCGCCGGUGAAAUGUGCAAUUACAGUACAAACGAAUUCCACUUACAUUCUGAUCGUCAGUCACACGUACUGGGGUCUCAUUUUUUCCCCUCUGGAGUCUCUGUGGUGCUGCUGCGGUGCCAAAAUCCGUGAACGUUUGUACGCCAACAAGCACAAGCCUCGUCUCAUUUGCGCUAAUGCAGAAGCACUUCAUCAGCAUUAACGAGUCCAAUGAUGAUCAACUUUAAUGCCUGAACCGAAGCGAGUCACACGUUAAUUCACGCUAAUUCCACUGCCUGCAGUUCCCUUUCCUCCACCAGGAGUGCUGUAGUGCUAGGAUUAUCAUUCCCAGUGGAAGAGGGGACGAGGGGACGAGUCUGAUUACGGUGCUUCUUUGCUGCCUUAACUGUGCUGAGCUCUAAAGGUCUUCUGCAGAUUUUAACUAAACGAAAAAAGCGUCGUCUUUUUUCAGAGAAGACGGAAAUGUAAAUCGAUAAAUGCCACGUUUGCAUAUUUUAUUUUUGUUACCUCACGAGUGAGUGUUCGAUUUCGGACGCAGUGUCCUGGAAGCCGGUCGCGAGUAAAAUAAACCAGAUGUAAUAUGGAAUUUAUGGGAUCCCAGUUGAGCUGGGACGAGCCGAACUCUGAGGACGAGCACAAAUAAGACAAGUUGCUUAGCUAGCAUGCUGUUUUUACUUCUGUCGUUUGUGUGUGUGUGUGUGUGUGUGUGUGUGUGUGUGUGUGUGUGUGUGUGUGUGAGGUUCAGAAUUUGAAGUCUUGCACAUUUUUCAUUCUACAGAGAGAAAACUAAAUAUUGUGAAUUGUUCACUAGAAAAAAAAAACAAAAGAACAAUGUAAAGUUUACUAUUAAUGCUAAUGCUAAUAAUGCUAACGGCUAAUGUCGCUAUACACCCACAGCCAAUGGAGGAGUUAUGAUGAUAAUCAGCUGCUUCGAGAAGAGAACCAUAAAAAUUCACAUCUACUUUUCACAAGCACUUUUCCUUCCAAAUACACUGAACACAACACCUUCCUUUUCUUUCUUUCUUUUUUUUUUUUUUUUUUUUUUUUAUGAUGAUUUUUUUUCAUCGCUUCAUUUAUCAGGAAAAAUAAAUCUGGUAUAUAAAUUAAAUGUAAAGCCUAAAAAAUCUCAAUAGUUUAUGAAAAUAUUUCUAAAUAAAAUGAUUGUUCCAGUUUCAGGUGCAGAAAUGUGUAAAAUCGGUGCUUUAUUAUUGUGUAAAGUUUGACUUUUAUUUCUGCUGCAGUGAAAAGUUGUUUUUAAAAAGUGCUUUUUGUUAAAAACAAAAAAAAAACUUGUGUUAAAGAAAAGAUAAAAGUCUUUAAUCUAAUCUGAGAAUAACCAGAAACCUGAGAUUUACAUCAACAUACUUAUAAUUCAGUGCAUUAACAACAACAUGAUCACUACCUCAGAAUCAAGCCCACUUUAUUCAAGUACAAACUGUCCCCAGGUUUUACUGAGAUUAAUAAAUAUAAACUCAAAUAAAUGGAAAUAAAUAUUAAAGUGUAGAGAUGAUCUUAGUGAUGAUCGUUUCUACAUCUGCCCCUCACUACACCUGCCCCUCACUACACCUGCCCCUCAUUACACCUGCCCCUCACUGCACCUGCCCCUCACUACACCUGCCCCUCACUGCACCUGCCCCUUGCUACACCUGCCCCCUCACUACACCUGCCCCUCAUUACACCUGCCCCUCAUUGCACCUGCCCCUCACUGCACCUGCCCCUCCCUGCACCUGCCCCCUCACUACACCUGCCCCUCAUUACACCUGGCCCUCACUGCACCUGCCCCUCACUACACCUGCCCCGAAUGUGUGCUGCUUUCCUCUGCAGUCAUUAACUAAACAUAUUUACAUUUUAUUUAAAACAAUAAAAAAUAUUUUUCAUUUUCCCAAAAAAAUGUUACUAAAGAUUUAAAAUGUUUAAUUUGAGCAAUUUAACCUUCAGGUUGAUGCUUGAGACAAAAAGAGUAGAAAUAAAAACCUGAAUAAAUAUCAUUAAAUUCUAUAAAAAAUAAACUGAAUUCUUAUUUUAUUUUAUUUUUUAAUACAUUUCUUUUUGACGGAGAUUAAAACCAGACGCCGUCAGUUUAAUGUCUGUAAACAAAGACGAGCGUCGCGUCACGAAGAGUCGAGAAAAAACAGUGUAGAGUGUAAAGUUUGAUCUAAGGUGAAAAACUGCGACGUUUUACUGUGACGGAGCUUCAGAACAUCGAGCUCCUGAAGUGACCGCAAAAAAUGUACACAAGUAAAAAGGUGCUUUCAGUAAGCGGUGCUUUAUAAAUCUGAUCAAUAAAAUAUGUUCAUAUAAUAAUAAUAAUAAUAAUAAUAAUAAUAAUAAUAAUAAUAAUAAUAAUAAUAAUAAUAAUAAUACAGAAGCAGCUCAUGCUUUGUGUUGGAGUUUAAAAUAAAUCCCUGAAUAUAAAGUUCAUAAAUUUUCCCCCGAAAUGUUUACAAAAAAAAUCUGCCAAAAUCCUCCAGGUGCUAAUGACCUUUGACCUUUCCCACAGUGCCGUUGUUUCCGGAGCACAUCCUGCGAUACAUCCUGUGAUACAUCCUGCGAUAGCGCAACAUUUUGUGUUUUGUUUUUCUUUGUUUUUUUUUUUUACGAAAUUGUAAAAAAUUUCUGCACAUUUUUUUUAAAACGGUGAUUAAAACCUCGGUGUGACGUUUAAAGAAGAAAAAAAAAAGUUCUGUGUUGAAUUUAUUUAAAAAAAAAUAGCACAAAGGUGCGAAAUGACACGAAACAUUCCUGCGUUCAUUUAUUUUAAUAUUUACAUUUUUUUUCUUAAAUACAUUUUUUUAAUCUCCAGUUUCACACAGACAAAGCAACAACACAGAAAAUAAAACUUCACGACGUUUACAAUUUUGAAUUCAGAUUCGUUCCCAAAAAUAUAAAUCACUAAAAUUCGAGUGAAAAAAAAAUUGAGCUGGAUUGAAUUUUUUUACUCUUUUACUGGUCUGAUUUUUUUUUCUCUGUUUAACUUUCACUCCUUUCCUUUGUGGUGGUUUUGUGAGUGUUGUAAAGUUUGUAAAGUUGCAUUUCUACCCUGAAUUGUACUGCACGGUGAUUCAGUGAACAGAGUCGACUUCAUGCCACAGACUAAUGACUCUGAUCUUGUGAUUAAACAUAAGUUUGGACUUUAAUCUUCACUUCAGAAGUUUAAGGGAUUAAAUAAUUUACAGACAGAAACGUGACGUUUCUUCAGGAGCGAUUGUAGAUUUUAGACUUGGAAACUCGUCCAAGUAUUUUAACACUCCUUCGGUUACAGUGUAGGGAUUUCCCAUCAUGCACUGCAACCUCUCUCAUUUUAAUAAAGGAACCUGAGGUAAAAGUUCACCUGGAUUGGACUUUUGACCUUUAAUAACCUCUUCAGUCUCCACCACUUUAUUAUUUAUUUUAGAUUUAUAUCCAAAUAAAUUCUUUUUUUUUAAUUUUUUAAUCAGAAUAAUUUUGAAUGAUUAUUUUCUCUCCCAAAAAAUCCAGAUUUUAGAUUUAAUAAUAAUAAUAAUAAUAAUAAUAAUAAUAAUAAUGCUGAUGUAACAUGUCAGUGUUCUUGUCUUGUUUGUUUGUGUGUAGUCGCUUCUCUGUCUCUGUGCGAGAGUUACAUUAAUUCUGGUUUGAUUUUGGUGCGUAAAUGUUUUAUAUUUUGUACAUUUGUAAGUAACAUAUCAUGUAAAUAUUAAGAGACUGCGGUUUAAAAUCAUCUGGAGAAUUUUGUAGUCUUUGUAAAAUCUGAAUAAAUGGAGUUUGGUGUCACUGAAGGCUGCCGUUGUGUCUGUGGAUUAAAUAACGAGUCGGACAACAAACCUGUCAUCAUCAUCUGAUACACCACUGAACACGAGAUAAACAUCAUGUACAGGAAAAUAACAAUAAAACUAUUUUAGAUUUUUAUGAU
Tachysurus fulvidraco (yellow catfish) is the source of this 10925-nucleotide messenger RNA. RefSeq names its product neuron navigator 3 (gene nav3). Gene Ontology annotation, molecular function: ATP hydrolysis activity; ATP binding; protein binding. Bases 470 to 6964 code for a protein of 2164 amino acids. NCBI's taxonomy places the organism in Eukaryota, Metazoa, Chordata, Actinopteri, Siluriformes, Bagridae. The record is from RefSeq and is a predicted model, not a curated record. The transcript has 41 exons. Gene Ontology annotation, biological process: nervous system development; neurogenesis.